AUGUACUCGAUUUUGUUCAACGAUUAUGGUAAAAUCUGGAGAGAAUCCCCGACUGCUGUAAAUGAGCUUUUUGCAUUUGGGACGAUUGCGGACUACAAAGCGAACAAGCAGCUGAUUGGACCGCUGGACGAAAACCAAUUGCUCAAGUUGCGCCAACUGACGCUGAUGUCGGUCGUCAAGCAGGGACUGCUCACGUUCGACCAAGUGUCCAUGCUUUUGGACUUGGACUACAAUGACAUAAUCAAAACCCUGACCGUGCUGGCUCGCAGUCCGCUUCUAGAGCUCGAAAUUGACGAACUGGGUCAGACGGUCAAGUUCAUAAGAGCUAGUUCUAGAGACAUAUGGGUGCAGGGAGAUCCUUCGCCUUCCUUUACCAAACCGAUCACAAUAGAAUUGCUUCAAAAGGAGUUGAACUACGGCAACGACGCAAGCACUCCCAAGCUCAAACGACGUUUGGAAAGUUGAUUUCGAAUGCAUUAUAUAUAAAUAUCCACGGGCUGCUCAGGCCUUCCAAAGCUUCUUCAUAACACCCACUAAUCCUUCCUUUUCGGUUGUCUCGAUAAUGUAGACGCCAUAUCCUGCAACUAGAGUUCCAAACCCUAGCAAACCGAUGGCAGCCUUGUGCCAGAUGCCGUAAACCCUCAACGGAAUAUAGUCAAUGAUACAGCUCUCGAAUCCGACAUAGCAGUGGUAAAGAAGCAAAGUUCCCAUAAUAGAGUCGACAAGCGGAUAGGAAGUUCCUGUCACAAAAGGAGUCAUGAUGAACGGAGCCAGGCCAAUAGCAACAACUCUCUCGCUUGUCCAGUGGAGCGAUCCGUGCAACUUGUGUGGCGGUGGAGGAACGUAGGCGUCAUUCACGGUUCCCACGAUAUUUCCAGGAGGCUGUGGGAUGGUCUUGAUGAAGCCGCGAACUGCGAGGGGUCUGAAGGCAGUAGAAGGUUUUGCGCGUAAUCCAACUUUCAA
Molecule: messenger RNA, 963 nt
Organism: Ogataea polymorpha
Lineage: Eukaryota; Fungi; Ascomycota; Pichiomycetes; Pichiales; Pichiaceae
Exons: 1
Coding region: 1-465 (154 amino acids)
Source: RefSeq, a predicted model, not a curated record